AUGGAGCCCAUAAUCAUGGACGGAGAUAUGGACAAUAUCAUGGACGACAGAGAUACUUUAUGCUUCGACCCGUCGGUCCUCAAUGCCUCGACGCCUAGCCUGGGACGAGACUUUGAAGACCUAUUCUUCCGGCCGUCAAGUGCGCCUCAGCUUUCCGAUGCAAUGUCGUGCUUAUCACCUUCCGAAAUGCCAAACAAAUCCCAGAAUGACGUUCCACCGGCCGGCUCAACCCCGUCCGACACUCGAUCCGACUCACCAGAAGAUUCCAGUCAUAGUUCCUCAAUGGAUUCACCUACAGGCCAUCUACGAAAUGCCUCCCUCGCCUCCAAUCAUUCGGGACUCUUUAGUCCGGAUAGCGCGGGGACAGAGCGAUAUUUACCGGACUGGCCAAAUACCGAACAACUUUCGCUGGGAGAGGGUGCCUUCCUUGGACAAGAUAGUGGAAGCUUUUCAGUUAGGGGCGAUUCGGUGAUGGAUCACGACGUGGAGUUUAGCAACAAGGCCAUGGCGUCUGCAUUCGAUUUCGACAGUGCGGCCAGCAGCCCGAGUCCACUGAAGAUGGAACUCAAUAUGGAGAAGAGUAAGCCGACUGUGUUUAAGCAGUCGUUCCGUACGCCUUCUACUUUUUCUGGGCAAUCUAGUGACGCUGGUUCGUCGCAACAACAGCCAGCCGUUGUAAACCCAUUUGUGUUCCAAAGUUCGAGCGAUGCUAAACCAAUAUACCCCGGACAAGGUUUUUGGGAUGGCCGCGCCUCGCAGUCAAGUUUAGAAGACGCCUUUGGUGGAAUCGUCUUCCACCCCAAUGUCAGCAUAGAAAACUACAUACGACCCCGGCUGAUCGUCCACCCUACCUCGUUGAAGUCUCGCGUAGAGACGCAGAUACCGAUUAAAUUGACACUCUACCCGAUGCCGCCUGGCGUUAAGAAGCUGCGUCUCCCGAGUCACGCUAUCUCCAAGCCAAAAUUUCUCGCAAAACCCGAAAUAAAACGAUCCCCAGACAUCCUUGAACUUCGCGCCAGUGUUUUGUGCACUAGUGCGAUACAGGACAAGAAGAAACGGGAGAGAGCGUUUGCUAGGGCUCGCGGCGAAGAUGUCAGCGUUAAAUCUCCAAAGGAUAAUUCAUCAGAAGAAAACCAGGGUGAUGAAGACGUUCCAUUGGGAGGAGCCGAAGUCAAAAUCUGCCCCGGCUGCAUUCAACGAGAGCGAAAGCGAGCUUCUAGGAAGAAGCAGCGGAAACCGGAGGAGGAUGAAAUGUUCCAAAAGGACGAGGAUAAAAGGGUUAUCGUGUUCAACACCACCGAGAUCAAGGAUUGGACAGACCCUCCUAGAACUCCCAAUUCGACAAACUGCGACCCCUCUCUACCAAUUGCGCCCUUGGGUGCAAUGCAAGUAGAAUUGCCAAUGAGGAUAGCAUGUUAUUGCAGGCACCAAAAUGAGAAAGUGGGAUUCCAGGUACUCUUCACUGUGUUUGACUAUAUGGACAAUCCAAUAGCACAGGCCAUUACGAAUUCAAUUAUGAUCACUGAUGAUCAUAAGACUCAUGCGCCGACAAAUUAUACCGCUGCAGCGAAUGCCGUAGUGACUGAUCCCCAAUUCCCUACAGCAGGGGUGUUCGCUGCGAAUCCCGCGAUAGAUUUGGCGAAACCGUUCAUACAUUCAAUGCCAUAUAAACUAUCCCAUUCAGCCAACGAUCUGCAAGCACUCCGGAAUCGACAAUAUCCAGUAACACCAGCUGCUUCUAACCAGUCACAGAAUGGCACAAAUGCAGCUGCCCCUGUAACUACGCCACGAAACCUCUCACGACAAGCGUCACCUUCUGACGGCACUGGCCCAUUAGCCAAGCGACGGAAACAGAGCGGAUCAGGGAAAGUUCCUACUGGACUUACAAUGACACGAAUCGAAACCCCACGAGCAUCCCAGUCUCCGCUGCUAUCAAAUCUCCCGUCUGCCAACGGAAACGUGGAUAAAGCUUAUGUGACACCUUCAAUGAUGACUCCCCAGUUUGUGAAUGGCCCACCAACACCAAAUAACAACGACGGGAUGUUCUUCAGCCCACUUGAAGGCACUAAUUCAAUGGACAACCACGGGCAACAAACAUUGGUGUCCGCGCCUAGCUCAACGCACCCAAGUCGGCCUGGCUCUCCCCACAUGAAUAACCGCAACAGGUCUAUGGACCAAGGAACUCCCACCGGACUACCAGCUUCGGGCACCCAGAAUCACUCUUGGAGCGUGCCAACGGGCCUCCCCCCACCUCAAGUGCCUUCAAUGAUUCAUAAACUUGUCCCGGCAGAGGGCUCUACUACUGGUGGAAGCGAAGUAACCCUCCUUGGUAGCGGCUUCUAUCCUGGUAUGGAGGUUGUGUUCGGCGACACUCUAGCCACUACCACUACUUUCUGGGGUGAGAAGUGCUUGAAUUGCCUCACGCCACCUUCCGUAAAGCCGGGUUCUGUGCCGGUUGUAUUCAAGCAUGAACACCCUCGACUGGGCCAGCACCAGCCGGGACAACCCAUAAUUCCAAAACCACAAAUUUUCUUUCGUUACGUGGAUGAUCGAGAACUGCAAAUGUAUAGGAUUGCUCUUGGAAUUUUGGGCCAAAAGCUUAGUAACCCCGCCGAUGCAUAUCAAACUGCUCAGCAGAUUAUGGGUGGUGAUGGAAAUAGUCUAUGGAACCUUCAGAAUAACUACCAGGGCAGCGGCAGCGCUGGAGGCCAGCAACGACAAGCCGCAGGAAGCAGUCAGAACGCAAACGUCACCGACACUGACGCAAAGAUGCUUGUCUAUCUCGAGUUUAUGGACCUUGAUGGUAGCCCAGGUUCUCCUAAGUAUAACUCACGCUCUCCAUCAGGACAGACCCUUCUACAUCUUGCGUCUUCGUUGGGCUUAACCCGGUUCGUGGCCGGUUUACUUGCUCGAGGAGCCAAUCCUGACGUCCAGGACAAGAAUCACAACACCCCCUUGCACUUGGCAGCGCUCAGUGGACAUACGCAUAUUGUCCACCGCCUUCGACUUGCUGGUGCUAAUAUUGCUGCGCCUAAUCUACGCGGUUUCACCCCCGCUGACCUCGCCACAUCUCUCGAUGCCCACCGGGCGGUCAUUGUCUCUAGCAACCAUUACCGUUCAAGAAGCGUCGGAUCAAUGUCACCCAUGCGUCACCGACCAAGCUCCGGCUCACUCGAUGGAUUCUGGGAACCAACAUCUUCCAGCGAUUCUGCGGAUAUUGCAGAGGAUUCUACUGAUGAUUCUGACGGUGAACCUGCUGCUGAGGCUCCAGAAUUGCUAUAUGCCCAGCCUAUGCGCAGCAAAUCAGAAUCUCGCAAGGAGAAGAAGCUAUACCUCUCACUUUCCCGCAAAGCUAGUGUUCCUCCAGCUGCUAUACUAGCAUCUGCUGAACCCGACGUUGUUGCGGGUGUGGCACGAAACUCUUCUCCCCCAGUGGCUUUGGUUGCAUGGCGUGAUCAACUGGCAGCUCAAAUUAACCAGUUCCAGCAAAAUGUUAACCGGGCUUUCCCAAAUCUACCCAACCUUCCCAACCUUCCAAACAUUCCGGCAUUGCCUGCAUUGCCUCCGAUGCCUACGCUUCCAGAUUAUCAAACCCACCCGAUGAUCCAGCGUAUUAGCUCUCUAGUUCCGCAUAGACCAACGACAGCUUGGUCUACCAAUAUUAUGAAAGACGGCUGGGACCGAUUGACGGGCAAUUCAUCCCCGCCAGCAUACGAAGAACUUUAUCCCCAUGAAUCAGAUGCAGACUACGCUGACAAGAAAUCGUCCAUGGUGGAAGCAGCUCUUGAUGCUGCCGCGGACCAGCAUUUCGCUGAGACGGAUGUAUCGACGCGUUCUCAAGCAUCAUCCUCUAAGCAGGAGUUUGGUGACGUAACAAUCGGCAGAAAGAACAUCUCGAGAGAGCACCAGGAACAACUACGAAAGGCUCACGCGCAAAAGAUGAAGAGAUUCCGCAGUGACCGUAAUCUCUUCAUUAUCUGGAUUCCUCUCUUGAUCAUAAUUGUCGCCGCGAUGCUGAAAAACCUCAUCCCUGAUAUUUGGCAAAAUGUCUCUUACGGAUAUGACCUUGUCAAAUCCCAUUUUGUCACUAGCCCACCCAACCGGAAUCUUAUGGCUACUUAG
Arthroderma uncinatum is the source of this 4122-nucleotide messenger RNA. Its product is annotated as ankyrin repeat protein. The record is from RefSeq and is a predicted model, not a curated record. Gene Ontology annotation, molecular function: protein binding. NCBI's taxonomy places the organism in Eukaryota, Fungi, Ascomycota, Eurotiomycetes, Onygenales, Arthrodermataceae. The transcript is spliced from 5 exons. Bases 1 to 4122 code for a protein of 1373 amino acids.